CUCGACUCCUUUUAGUGUAGAAUAUGCAUUUUAAUAGCAGUCAGCCGUUUUGCGUCUAUAUCGAGGCUCUUGCUGGACGUAUGACGCAACACCUACCUACUGUAUAAACUGCAUGCAGUUAUUGCAGGGUGAAAUUGAGCAUUUCUAUUUCAUGCUACUUCAUUCUUUUUACGCGACUACAUUUAUUUGACAGCUGUUGUCACUUUGAUUAUUCAUAUGACAAAACAUAGUUUACAAAUGAAUUAUGAUUUGUUUAUUUAAGCAAACCGGAAGUAGCGCUCCACCUUUUCCAGCUGCAGCAUUAAGUAAUAAUGACUCAUAAAUGCAUUAAUAAUUAUGAUCAAAUGAUAUAUUAUUCUGAAAUGGGCCAUUCUGCUAAAUGAGUGUUUUUACUUUAGCUAAUACUUUGUCAAGUAACAUUUUGAAUGCAGGACUUUUAAUUGUAACAUAGUUAAUUUGAUCCAAUUCUAUAUCUAUAUAAUACUAAAAUAAAAUAUAUAUGUAUAUUAUAUACAUAUAUGCUGUCUCAUCACCUACAUGUGUUGCUAAAUGACCUUUCACAGCUUUAUUGAUCUCGUGUGUUUCAGAGAUUAUCUCUCACAGUUAAUUAAUUAUUGAGCCGCUGUACAUAGAGGUAACAGAGUCCACAGAGCUUCAAAAGAGGCCAGCCUUCAGGUCGCACAGACGUGUCUGCAUCUCAAACACCUUCGUAAUCUAUUCGGAGCCAGCGGGGAGAUUCUUACAAGCUUUUUUUUUUUUUGCAGUGGUGCCUGCCCUCCUGCAGCCACAUGGCUCGCGUCUUCAUCUACGGCACCCUGAAGAAGGGGCAGCCCAACUUCUACCGUCUGUUCGAUGCCGCCAAUGGGAAGGCGGAGUUCCUGGCCUCGGCCUGCACCACCCAGCGGUACCCGCUGGUGAUCGCCGGCGAGCACAACAUCCCCUUCCUCCUCAACCUCCCCGGCCAGGGCUACCGGGUCCACGGGGAAAUCUACGAGGUGGACGACAAGAUGCUCCGAUCCCUGGACGACUUUGAAGACGUGCCCGCCAUGUACCAGCGGACCAGGGUCACGCUAGAGGUCAAGGAGUGGGUGGCGAAGACGGCGGCGGGGGAGGAGAGGCCGGCGGCAGGCAGCGCCACCGAGGCCUUUCUGUACAGCACGACGACGUACCGGCCCGACUGGCCCUCGCUGACCCGCUACGAGAGCUACGACGCCCACGGAGCUCACGGGCUGCGGUACACGACCAGGUCAGAGCGAGACUGAGGAGACGGCGGGAUGAGAAACCAGUGGGCGGAGCCACGUGCUUGAAUACACUCCUGUUUCUAGUCCUCACUACUUAAUUAUUAGAGAUGCUCUAGAAAGCGUGAACAAAAAAAUUGUUAUUUGAUGAAUUAUACUGGUGAGGAAGAAAAACAAUGAACAUUCGUGCUCUCAUGUUGGCUGGUGGAUUUGCUUUUUAAUCUAAUCUUUUUUUUAAUGGAUUUUCCUCGUCGUAAAUUGUUUUAAAAAGCUUAAAAUGCUAAACUUUUUGUUUCUACCCUCCAGUUUCUCAGCGCGAAAAGGCACUCCUGUAGGGGACUCUGCUUGGAGCACAUACUUCACAGAACUAGUGGGGUGGCUGACAAUAUACGAGACAGGGUGCCUUUAAGAGCUGGUAUCGUAACCAGGGCAACGAGGUGGCGUGGAGGGGUUAAAGGUGACGAGCUGUCAGUGAUUUGUUUGCAAGUGGAGAUCAAGUCUGUCUGCUCCUACACUUUGAUAUUAAAAUCUAACAUUAUCAUCUGCA
Pseudoliparis swirei is the source of this 1785-nucleotide messenger RNA. RefSeq names its product gamma-glutamylaminecyclotransferase-like. NCBI's taxonomy places the organism in Eukaryota, Metazoa, Chordata, Actinopteri, Perciformes, Liparidae. The coding region runs from base 789 to 1262 and encodes 157 amino acids. The record is from RefSeq and is a predicted model, not a curated record. Gene Ontology annotation, molecular function: gamma-glutamylaminecyclotransferase activity. The transcript has 2 exons.